AUGGGGCUCUUUCAGGAUGUCUGGACUGCCCUUGAGCUAAUUGGAUAUGCUGUUGGCAUGCUGCUUUAUUUUUAUCUCAUUAUUUUCAUAGUUAUCGUCAUCGUAGUGGGCUCACUAGGUCUUCUUAUCUUGAUCUACUGCACCAUACCCAAGCUUCCGGGCUACGGACGACGGAUCGCCGUUCAUUUACGCGAGAACUGGACAAUUUCGCGUUGGCCAUUCCGCUGGCAAUCAUACAAGGGAUUUGCGCAUAUCCAGACUCCCCUCUUGACGGAAACUGCUGCUUGUUCGGGUCGCCAGGAUUGCCUGACGACGAGCAGACUCUGUAAGCCGUGCUAUCGACUAGUCAACCGGUCAAGGCUACUAUCUGGUUCCGUUCUUCCUGUUAUUCCUCGGCGAGAGUGGCAUGGGUGGCCUUUACCGCAUCGAAGGACGGAACUCUGCCACCUUUGUCAAAUCCUAUGGCUCUCACUUUCAGAACAGACGAGGAACGACAUCAUCUCCUUCAUUCAAGAGCAUUUCGCCGCAAAGCGCAAACCAGUUACAGUAUGGAUAUCUAUUUGGAAAGAUGAGGAGGCUCGCCUCACGAUGCAGUCCUUCUAUGCUGACCCGAAACCUGAAGAACGCGUGGGAUUAUCUGAUCCCAUACGCAUAACCCGAGGUGAGCUGCUACGAAACGGCCUCCCUAUAUCGACUCACGUAUCGGCUUCCACAGGCUCUGCACAUUGUAUUGAGCUUGCCAAGUCUUGGAUAUCCGACUGCGAGGCCAAUCACAACAGCACUUGCCGCUGUGAGACGUAUAUUGAAGACUACAUGCCCAAGAGGCUAUUGCAUGUCGGCGAUCAAGUAUCUAGCGCACUUCGUGUCGUUGAAACUUGUUCUCUCAGCGAUGUUCCAUCCAGGGCCCGGUAUCUUGCAUUAAGCUACCUACCAGGUAAAGACGGUGUGCCCGAGUAUCAAAAGCUGACCCUCAGUAAGAAGAAUGAUUGGCAAGAGAACAUGAGAUACAGUAGCUUGCCUUUGACGUUCCAGCAUGCAAUACGGCUCACCCGUCAGCUCGGGCUGAGUUACUUAUACAUUGACGUGCUUUGCAAUUGUCAGGAUGACGACGAGGACCUCAACCAAAGCAUGAACAGCAUGGGGAAAACAUAUGCCAACGCUUACUGUACCAUUGCGGCAUGCGCAUCUGACGACGCUGACGGCGGCUUUUUCGCCACGCGGGACCGUGUAUUUCAGGACUUUCCCUGCUACAUCCGAUUCUCGAAGAGAGAGGCACUGAGCAUUCGGCCUUCCGACAAGGCAUACAACAAAGAAUGUUUCUCCGUGGAAGUUGAUAAGAGUCCGCUUAAUGAGGAAGCUUGGGCUUUUGAACAACGACUUCUAUCGCGUCGGGUUCUCCAUUUUGGAUCUAAGUUUCUAUUCUUCGAAUGCAACUCGCACAUUUGCUCGGAGUAUUCUCCGCAGGGGCAGCCGUGCCAGAAUGGGCAGCAUGGCCGGCGUGAAUUACUUAAUGAGCUCAUGACAACUCGGUCCUCAACUCCAGACGCUAAAGACGAGCUCAAGUUACAUCACUGUUGGUUCGAACUCGUUACUGCAUACUCAAGAACCAGAUUAGAGCAUCAUACUUCCCAAAGAACCUUUCUCUCUGGCCUUGUCGAAAAAAUCGCGGGCGUUGAUGAGCUCACGUACCUGAAUGGCUUAUGGGCUCGUCACAUUACUUUCGACCUCCUCUGGUACGUGGCCGCAGGCUCAACAAACAGACCUACAUCACACCAGCCAACCUGGUCGUGGCAUUCUGUAAAUGGUGUUGUGCGUUCUCAACUAGUGCAGCGAACCGACAAGGCAGAAGGAAAACGCUGCGAGUUCGUCAAAGUUGCUGAGGUGCUGGUCCAGGAAACUCAUUCGAGCAGCAUGUGUCCACAGCAGGAUGUAUUGGCACUGAAAUGUCCAGUUCUUCGUGGUAGCAACUUAAACAACACUUCAAAUACCAUCACAGUUCAAACAUUGGAGGAAGAAGCAGACGCCGAGGUCCAUCUAGAUGUGACGGACUUGGAUGCAACCAAAGAGCUGUUUUGUGCAGAAUUGGUCAGGGAACUGUUGUACGAGGAUAAACAGGGCACCCUUUCGAGUGUAUGGAGUAAUGGACUCGUUUUGCAACGGACGCUGGACCGAACGCCGGAGGGAGUGAAGGUGACUUAUCAGAGGGUUGGACGGUUUUGGAUGGAGUGGCCGGUAGAGAAGCAUUGCGUUGAAGCGAAGUCUGGGAUGAGGGUGAAGCCUAUGUUUAAUAGAUAUAAGGCGCAAACUAUUUCGUUGAUAUGA
Messenger RNA from Pochonia chlamydosporia 170, 2322 nucleotides. RefSeq names its product heterokaryon incompatibility protein (HET) domain-containing protein. Bases 1 to 2322 code for a protein of 773 amino acids. The record is from RefSeq and is a predicted model, not a curated record. NCBI's taxonomy places the organism in Eukaryota, Fungi, Ascomycota, Sordariomycetes, Hypocreales, Clavicipitaceae. The transcript has 2 exons.